This is a messenger RNA of Haliotis rubra (blacklip abalone), 1443 nucleotides long. RefSeq names its product transcription intermediary factor 1-beta-like. The transcript is spliced from 2 exons. Bases 132 to 1202 code for a protein of 356 amino acids. The record is from RefSeq and is a predicted model, not a curated record. NCBI's taxonomy places the organism in Eukaryota, Metazoa, Mollusca, Gastropoda, Lepetellida, Haliotidae. Gene Ontology annotation, molecular function: zinc ion binding.
GCAAGCUGCUUCUGGACAGAGAUGGCGUGACCGUCUUCAGACGCAGAUAGGUCACCUGAUGAGAGGGGCGCGUUGCCAAGAAAGAGAUAUCAACGACUGUUCGACUUUAGGAAGAGUUGGUAGCCAGUUUCAUGUAUAGGACGCUCAAUUUUAUUCCCUCCAUUCAUUCUGAGCUUCACAGAAUGAACCAUGACGAUCUCCUUGGCUGUUCCUUUUGCCAAGAAAAGUACGCUGUGAAGCGCCGUGAUCCCCGGCUACUGCGCUGCCUCCACGCUAUCUGUGAGCCCUGUCUGGAACAACUCGGAGACCUCCGCGACACCGCCUGCAAGACCUGUUCCGCUGAGCAGAUCGGCAGGGAGGGAGUUCCAGUGGAUUAUGUCCACCGCAAUGAGCUCAUCCUUUACAUUGCCAAGCACGCCCCUGAGAAGCUGCAAUGCACCAACAAGCUAGAUGGCAACAGAGGAAAAGUCUACUGCUUUGAAUGCAACCAUUUUCUUUGUGACCAAUGCGAGAGCUACCACUCCCAGUUGGAGUCAACCAAGAACCAUGUCUCCGUGAACCUAGCAGACCUCACCUCUCAUCCACUGGCAGAAUGGGAGACGAAACAGAAGUGUUCUUCUCACCCGGACUACCCCGUUGUAUUCUAUUGCCGCCAGGCAUCUUGCCGGAAGCUCAUCUGCCUGUACUGCUACACAAAGGAGCAUGCCGGGCAUGACACUCAGGACCUUGACGAUGCAUAUGACGAAGAGAAAGAGCGUCUGAAGAGCACCUCCAACCGCCUUGAUUCCAAGAUCACAUCUGUCAAAGUAGUGGAACCGACCACAAGGAAAGCCAUCGAGCAGAGGCAGAGGAUCCAGGAGGCCUUCGAGAAACUCCGAACGGCUGUCAGUGAUCGUCAACGACAUCAACAGCAAAUCCUGAACUACCACUACGGCGCGUUCCGUCAGACAUCUAACGAGAAUGUGAUGCUUCUGAGAGAGCAGAUUACACGGAUCAUGGAAUACUACUAUGAGGCCAUGUCCUUUUACCAUGAUCCACAGUAUGAGGUCUUGGAGGGUGUAACUCCACUGAAGACAGACACGGCUGAACCCAAGUCUCCAGAAUCUGACUUGGUGUUUGUGCAGGUAGGGCUGGCAAACCUUCUGCAAGAUAUCGGAACAUUUGGGAAGGUGAAUAAACUUCCUCAUGAAUCAAACUGUUAGGCUGGACAUGAAAUAACCUUACUUCCCAGUUUAAUUAAUCUUCUGCUGCUUGAUCAAUCAUAACUCUACUCUUGGUCAGAUGCACUUCUUUAGCCGGUUUGUGGAUAGGGACAUUCAUGAGCAUCAACAAUGUACGUUUUAGUUCUUAUGGUAAAGGGGAAUGUUCAUGUUGAUAAGAAUAUUGUAAUGUUACGGACCUGUUAGAGAUUGUAUACAUACAGUAAUAAAGUAGUUGUCUGUU